Molecule: messenger RNA, 2742 nt
Organism: Pecten maximus
Lineage: Eukaryota; Metazoa; Mollusca; Bivalvia; Pectinida; Pectinidae
Product: methyltransferase-like protein 7B
Molecular function (GO): S-adenosylmethionine-dependent methyltransferase activity
Source: RefSeq, a predicted model, not a curated record
AAAUAGACGAUCACGUGACUAAACAAGAUGGCGGAGCAGGAUGUUACUGUACGAGGCUAUGUACAGACAACAUUAUAUACAGGUGUAGCCUUAUUUGUCGGAUAUUUUAUUUUUAAACGACGGAUCAAUCGCUGGAGAUUGCGUUUCUUUGCCUGGUUACUAGCGAGACUUGGUUGUAAGAGUAAUAAGGUUUUUGGUGAACAUAAAAAGAAGUUGUUCCAUUCCAUGGACAAAUUGAAGACCACGGUGGGUCCAUUGAAAGCUCUUGAGAUUGGAGCUGGGGGAGGUGUCAACUUUAAGUUUUAUCCCUCGGGGACGAAAGUCACCUGUCUUGACCCUAACCCGUACUUUGAAUCGUACGCCGAGAACAAUGCUGAGGACAAUCGAGGGGUGGAAAUGGCUGGUUUCCUCCAGUCUUUCGCCGAGAACAUGGCUGAGGUGUCGGAUUGCAGUUAUGAUGUCGUAGUCAGUACAUUAGUGUUAUGCUCAGUAAGAGAUCCGAAUCGUGUCCUGAAGGAGGUGAAGCGGGUUCUCAAACAUAAUGGUAAAUUCUAUUUCCUGGACCAUGUGCGUGCACCCAAAAGAAGCAUCCUUUAUUUCUUUCAACGUCUGAUGUCACCAUUUUGGCGUGUGAUUGGCGACGGAUGUGAAUUGACUAGGGACAUAGGAACUACAGUAAAGGAAGCCGGAUUUAAAUCACUAGAUAUGCGACAUUUCACAGCUAAAACAAAGAUGUUACUUAUCAGCCCCUGCUGUAUGGGUAUUGCCACCAAAUAGUAGGAAAGGACUACAAGACACAGGGAUUUGUCUGUAUAUAUUCCUGUCUGUAGAUCUAUAAGAUACAGUUUACAAGACACAGGGAUUUGUCAGUAUAUAUUCCUUUCUCUAGAACUAUAAGACACAGGGAAAUGUCUAUAUAUAUAUAUAUAUUCCUGCCUAUAGAUCUAUAGUCUGUAAGACAAAAUGGCAUUAUUUUGCCCACUUAACAAUGUGCUACAAAAUUAUUAAUCUCUGUGAUAUUUGUAGAUUUUUAAAACUGAAUUAAUUUUAAUCCUCCUGAUGCAUACAUUGGUUAAUACUUUGUUUUUUUAGAGUAUCUUAGAAUAUUUUAAUUUUUCUAUACAAGUUUGCCCGUCAUGAUAAUGACAUCCCCUCACUAUGGACUGUGUGCCAGGUAUAGUAAGGUAUCGUUUUGUAUUAUUUUACUGUGUGUUUUCUGUAUUAAGUGUUUUCUAAUCAGGAUUUUAAAAGUAAAAUAACAUUUUUAUUCUACUUUUAGUGUUGACUUUGACAGGUAUAAAUGUAUUUUUAAACAGUAACUCUUUUAGAAAUAUAUACUGUGUUUGUUUUAUAUAAUGUGUUUGUUUUUAUAUGGAGAGAAUAUAAUUAAAACUUUUUUAAAUCACAAAGAUUAUUCAAAAGUUUAAACAUUUGUCAAUCAAUUCUAUUACCUAAUCAAAAAUUGAAAUAAUUUGGUUUAAAUUAAAUGAAUGAGUAAAGAAAUGGAAAAUAUAGACUUGCUUAGAUUGAUAAUAAAGAAUAAUAUAAUAUGUAUGCUGAUUUUAAUUGUAUUAGAUAAUUAUAUUUUUUAUUUUGAAUUUUUUGUGUAAUUUAAUGAUCACUUAUGUAUUGUUAAUAUUUUUCAGUAUUAUUUAGGGAAUUGUUUCAACAUCAUUAGAUUUUUCUUAUCAAGUUUAUAUUAAAAAUAAUCUUAAAUGUCAACAAAUUGUUCUUUAAGGGAGACAACUCUAGCUGUCUUGGAGAUUGGUAGUUGAAUUACUGUAUAAACGUGUUAUUACAGGUAUUUAAAAUAGCUUGGUAUAAUUUUUUGGCAGUGCAUAAUAUGAAUAUAAUAAGAAAACACCUACAUCAUGUGUGUCCUACAAAAAACACUAGUACAAGUUUUUCUGACUAGACUUUAAUGAAGUAAUUUCCUUUGAUAACCCUGUGGCCUAUAUUUUUUUUCACCUGAAAGUUACUAUUGUGGUAAAAUAAUGAAGCUGGUUAUACAUUUAUCUGCAUUUCUUUUAUAUAGAUUUUGUACAAAUGCAGAUUAUUUCAUCAUAUGCACACAAAUGUUAGAUGCAUGAUGGAUGUAAAUAUAUAACACUAUUACAAAUUCUCUUUAUUGUUUAUAUUCAGAUAUUAAAAUUGACACAACAUAUUUAUAGCAGUAUAUAGUCUCUAAUUACUUAAUCUGGACAAUCAUGUCGGAAACAGCAAUGUUAGGCGAAACUGUGUAAUUGGUGUCUGUUUUAUAACUCAUGGUGACAACUUUUAUGCAUGAAAUUCCUUUUUUAUCUAUUUAUUUCAUUUUUUGAUGUUUCUACCCAUCAUAAGGAGGCAUUGUUUUAUCAACGUGUAUUUUUAUGUUAGAGUGAGAGAUUUGUUUGUAGUGUAAAUUUAUUGGGAGUGUAACCGAUUGUAAUAUGCAUGUUUCAAGUCAUGAAUAUUCAUGGGAAAACAUUUUCACUUUCAAAUACAUUGUACAUUAUUGAUAUUAAAAAAUGCAUGUUUACACAAAUGAUUAGAGUAUGGUGAUAUAUAUUUUUAACAGCAUUUUUUUGUGUUGUAGUGACACCAAUGUCUAUUUUUAUGAUAAAUUUAUACGAUAAAGGUUAUCUACCAUUAAGGUGAUGUCCUGUAUGUGUAUGUAGAGUUUACUCCCUGUAUCUGUAUGUAGAGUUAUCUCCCUGUAUGUGUAUGUAGAGUUAUAUCCCCAUAUGUGUAUGUAGAGUUAUC